Messenger RNA from Pocillopora meandrina, 7615 nucleotides. The record is from the annotation of a GenBank genome assembly. NCBI's taxonomy places the organism in Eukaryota, Metazoa, Cnidaria, Anthozoa, Scleractinia, Pocilloporidae.
CAGCACGUCUACAAGUAAACACCGCUUUGUACACAAGAAUCAUUGCAAAUUCGCUGUUCUUCAUCAAAAAGAAUUCCUCUAUACGGCAAAAUAGAAGGUUGUUUCGAGCUCUACUCGAUCACUAUGAAAACGAUAGCUAUUCUCUCGGUUUUCUUGAUGACUCAGUUAAGCGACAAUUAUCAAACAUUAGCAGUGCUUUUCAAGGUUCACAGAACGGUACAAAACGGUGCAGAUUCCUUCGAGAUUCCUUCUUCUUUGUGCCCACAUAACAACGAGUAUGAUUGCAACGCCUUUAAUGCGGAAGCUAUCACUCAGAGCUGCAACUGUUCCUGUCUUUUAAAGGAGGCCACAUUCAAGCCGUUUGAAACGCAAUGGUCGUGCUAUGAGAACAAUGAUGUAAGGAUGAAUCUACAAUCUCAACAACACAGCAAACCUGGUGAAAAAGGUACACGUUUUUUUUUUGUUAACAAGUUCACAACCAAGUAUGUUGGGUCGUAAUGACGGAGAAACUAGCUGCAGACCGCAAAACGCUUUUUUACGCUAGGCACCAAGGACUCUCGCCCUUUCCUCUCUAUUCUAUAAUUUCUCGCUUCUCUGAUUUAUGAUUCUACUUACAUAUAGUAUACCACUGUACAUGCUUAAUAUAAACGAAUGGCUAAAUCAUUUAGAACUACCAAAAUACUCCAUACCCGUGAAUUUCUACACCAGCCAGAGUUGUACUACGUCAUUUUUAAGAAAAACCCUGGAGAAAGAUCUUCAUUUUUAAACUGUACCUGUUGAUGUGACUGAUAUCCAGCCUUUCUCAUAAAGUUUGACCCAGAGAAGUUAGUACAUUUAAAAUGACUUGUUCUCCACGCCCCAUCAGUUUAAAAAUCGCGAGGGACGAGCUGAUAACCAACCGAAACUAAACAAAUAAAUAUAAUACUUUCUUUAGUUAAUACUUGCAAUAUGUCAUGCCCUGUAUGCUCUGAUGUACUUUUUCUGCUUAGGUAAACAUUCUGACACAUUUCUAUUUUCCAUUAUAUCGUUCGUAAAUUUUCACCAUAGAUCAAGAUAUCCGAUAAAAAGAACGAAAUGAUUACUUACACGUUGUACCAGGAGAAAUUUCUGUUUUGUUUCGUUCCGUUUUGUUUGUUUUUGUUUUUGUUUUUUAGUUUGUCUUGUCUUUUCUCCUUUUAAUUCUUCUCUUCUUUCAAAAUUGGAGUGCUUUUGGUUACCAACGUUCAAAUUCAAUGAUUCUAUCUUUACGGAUUUAAUUUUGCCAGCGACCAAAGCAAGAGUACUCGUCCAGUUCGAAAAAAAUGUUUAUGGACGCAUGAAAUUACAUGCUACUUGUCUACUGACGGAAAAAUUGAAUAUAUUGACUGAAAAAAAAUUGUAGAACAUCUUGAUGUUGGGAAAGAGAGUCUGAAGAUUAUUGUCUCAAUCGUCCUUGAUUAUGCGUCCUCGUUCCCUCUUUGGUAAUUAAAAUAAGGUUAAUAAAUGCCAUAACUAACAAAGAGUUAUUCAAAAUCAUCACCAAACGUGUUAACUAUGUAGCUGCAGUUUUGAAACUCACACGACUGACAUCCUUACUGUAAAGAGAACAAUAUUUCAAUAAGAAAAGCACUUAAACAAAAGAACUUGAGGCGACUUGAAGGCAACUUAUCAUUGAUUUAUCAAAUCAUAUAUAUUUUGCGAUGUAUAUUACACACUUUCAGAAGUAAAGUAAAUGGUUUUAAAAAUAUUUUUAACACACGUAAAGGAACUAUCUGGGUCAUGAAAUGGCGGGAAAAAGAAAAUACCAUUAUUAUCAUGAGAAAUCCCGAUGGCUGUGCUGCACAUUAUACUUGUAAUUUCAGACGUCACUAUAUAACAUUAUCUGCACGUGCACAGAAACACGAGCCAAUAAAACCUUAUCAAUAUUUCGAAAAGAACAAAAAUAUAAAGCAAUAAGUAAAGGUAUGAAAUGAAUGGAUAAAUAUGUAGAUUUUAAAAUCCAAUUAUUCUGAAAUUCAGGGAUUUCCGAGGAUGAAAAAAAUUUGUCUUUGAGCUUCAAUUGUUGCUUUCCAGUCUAACUUUAAUAUAUUGACAUCAUAGGCAUAGAAACCGCAUAAGAUUGGCCACUAAAGGCAAGUCAUAUUCCUCACAUGAAAUUGUUCUCUUUUCGAUUAUAGGUUGUACACAAGCUAUGAGAACAAUGUUCAUCGACGAGUCUUUAAAUUCAAGUUUGCGCAUAUUAAACAUCGGUGACGAGAAGGAAAUUUCUUUACCUAACAACUGGGAUAGAUGCACGUUAAACAGGGCAUACACUUGGUAUUCCGAGUGUGAUGAUUCACGACUUUCUUUAGCGCAGAAACUCGAUGUGAUAGACAAUCUAUUUAAACUGGAAAGUGGACGACAAAAUUACAUUUUACAGGUAAGAAACCAGUUUUGUUCUAAGCGCCCAAGGACGUCGCUCAGACAGGAGGGGAGGGGUUAUCCCAAAGGAGGAGGGUAGAGGGUGUCCCAAAGGGGCAUGCGACCUUCUUUUGUUAAGGGCGACAAUAAAAGAACCAUAUGAGAUAUCUCAAUAUAAUAAUGAGGAAAUAAUGAGGAUCACAAACCACAACAAGGAAAUGGAGGACCUGCCCACGCCCCUCUUUCAGACGAAGAUCACUGACCUGCUCUAAUGUUAGCAUGAAUGACUUUUUAAUUUCUACUGAACCUCGGACACAUGCCGGCAACCAGUUUAGAUAAAUUAAAAAAGAAGGGAGGAAAAAAGCUUUCAGAAGAAAGCUUUCAAAAUGUCGCCAAUGAUCACUAUGAAAUAAUAUAACGCUGUACUGUUGUAUAAAUAUGAUUUUUCACCCCAACAGGUUGAAAAAAAUGUUUUCGACUCACACUUACUGAGGGGGCACAUUAUCAAUUUGGGUAUUCAGUGUGCGAGUACAAGUGCAACACAAAACCGAAAUGGCUGCUUGUUGUUUAAGAUGGAAGGAAGUAUCAUAUGUAAGUAAAAGCCCAGAUCAAAUCCGUGCUUAACCAAACCACCAUUAUAUCAAAGUUGAUCAUUAUGUUGAUUCUAAGGUUUAUAGAGGGAGGGGUGGGGAGGUUUGAAGGACGAGAGGGGGACACAAGGAAGGGCAGAUAGCUGUACCCGGCGCUUUUUGUAAAAUCAUGAUGGAACUGAAGUUGAGCCUUUUAAUUUUAAAAUCUCGAUAGAAAUGCUACCUGUAGUCCACCAUAGAUAUCUUCGAAUGUUAGUUCUGAGAAUUUGUUACUCCCAGGAAUGGUGUAUAGUGUAGUAGAGAGCGGAAAGAGAGUGCUUAAAAUUUCCAUAUGUGAUCAAUUUAACCGCAUUGGAUUAGUUAAUCAUCGGAAAUUUUUUGAAAUCUCACAAAGAGGGGUGAGCCAAAAAUACCUCACAUACGACGGAUUCGCUUUCAUAGGAACCAUUGUCUUCGCUUCUUAUCUCUGAAGCAAGGCUCAUUUUUUUGAGUAACUGAUUCACAGUAAGUAAGUUACUUUAAGAAAAAUUGGCUAAAAAUAAUUAUCUAAUCAUCAACGUUGUUUUGAUGUGAUUUUUAUUACGAUCGUACCAGGCGACGUCACCAAUACUUCUAAACCGCCACUACGGAAAGUCCCUUCCACAUCACCAGAUAUGAUUUCAUCGACGCCGAAAACCACCACAAUUCCUAAAACGGAUGGGCACCAAGAAACUGCCACCCUUCAGGCAAGUACAACACUCGAAAUCUCGUCAUCUCCUACGCGACAGGACGUCGCACUUCAAGUAAGGAUAAUGAGCCGGCAUGGGAAAUUCAUUGAAAGAGGGUUUUUCAAUAAAAGCUCUCUUGAUAAAGUUACUCAAAGUUCUUAUUAUCUCCGAAACUGUGACUAUUGGACUUAUUAUGUUGUUUAUCGAUUACACAGAAAAGACUUCACAUCCCUUUCGAAUUUACGCUCUCUUUCAUUAUACUGUCUAGCUACUAGUGAUGACAAAUCUUUAAAAAGGUGAACAUUCUGGUCUCAUUCUCAGAGUACUACUUCGCGCUCCCAUCCAGAUGACGCUGGACGAAGCACAGGUCACAACAGUCAGCAAAACGCUGUUUGGAUCAUCAUAAGUGUCUCAGUAUCUUCUAUGGUCCUUGUCAUCAUUAUGGCUUUCGUCGUAUGUCGACGCAGUCUAAGUUCCAAGUAAGUACACAACUCUUGAAAUGCGUUCGCUAAUCCGUCAUUCUGCUAUAUUAAUAAGGCUUUUAAGGUCCGCUCUUUUUAAUUCGUCUGUUGGGGGUACUUAGGGAAAAAAAAUUAUGGGCAACUAAAGGGCACGCCAUCUUCACUUAACGUGUGUACAUUGUGGAGGCUUGCUUACGCUAUCAAAUUGUGCAACAAGUUUCUCAAUGGCUUAAUGAUAAUUACAUUCUGUUCUCAGAAACAUAGGCCACAUGGGAACAGUUGAAGGAAGGGAAUCACAGGUAAUCUAAUAUUAACGCUUCAUCAGCUAGCACCUGUUAUAAAGUUGUUCAAAAAAAUCGCUUGCGAGGCGCUCGUAUUCUUUCAUUUUUAUGAGUGAUUUGUUUUGUAACCAUUGCGGACCCACUUUUUGUUCUUGGGUGAAAAACCGCUGUCUUACUUUCACAUUUUCCUUAUUAAUCAACGUCAUUAAGGAAGGUCUCAUGGGUGUGUAUUACUUUCCACCAGAUCUUCUGUUACAUAUAUUACAUCAUCAUACGGUGUUAAACAAGGAUUUCCAGCCCUGAGAAAAGCCUUAACAGCACACGUGAAAAACAUACGAUAUUUUUUACGCGUGUUUGAUAUCGCCAAUCAGCUGCUGACACGUCACUCGCCUUUCGCGCCACUCGGUCAGGUUGAUGAAUGAACGGCAAAGCCUUCACCAUUCUCAAUCCAUGGUCCUUUGUCGGAAUCUGUUCGGAUUAUGGCUACUAAAACACGGAAAAAUUCGUAUCGCUUACAUACAGUGACGUUCAAACUUUCCUAAAUAGGGAAGAAAACCAAAUUACGAAAAGAAAAACCGAUAAUUACGUAUUUAGUGGCUUUGGUGAUGGCGUUUCUCGCGGCUGAGAACGAAAAUCAACUACUUAAAGAUUUAACGGUGAGGACCAAUUCAAUAACUGAAAAUUAGGCCCAUGGUUUAUUUUUGUAGUGACUCAACACAUGUCAGUCAGCUUGAGUGCGCCAACGCACUUUUUAAUUCGAGUGUCGAUCCUUUUAUUUUCAUCCAGUAACAAAGUGGACUUUUCUUGUCAGUAAGGGCUGCUGUGUUUAUAUGAUAAACACAAUAAUUCAUGGUUGGUUUUUGAUAUGAAAUUUUUCUUCUCGUGUUCAAUUCGACAUCUCAUCACUCGUUCACUGCGCUCAUCGUGAUCCAUCGAGUUAAGCACUCGACGAGAAAUUCCAUAUCUACCCGGCUCGGGCUCGCCCCCCUCCCCUGUGAAGCGUCAUCAGGUAGAACCUAAAUUUUGCAAAACGCUGGUUAACCUGUGAUGUUGCGGUGCAUUCCACUGUGGUAUUUAUGAGCAACAUCAUGUUGUUUACAUAUUCUCUUCUUGCUUAGUUUCGUUUCGAUAUUUGUUUUUUUUUCAAACCUGCAUCGAUGAUGAAAAUAACUUUUCAUUCCCUUGAGUUUCAGGUUCCAGAAGUCAUCCAUUCGCAUACAAACGCAGAGUUUCCCGAGGAAGAACCGAAUGGUUACUUUUCACUCACUUUCAGAGAGCCUUGUAAGUUUAAUUUCUUUCAUUAGCUCCAUGGUAAAAUUAAUUCACAGAAGAACAAUAUGGGGCCGGAAUUUGUUAAAAAUUUAAAAAAAUCUCAAGACAUUCGCACAGAGAUGUCUUUAAUAUUUCAGUUGAUCAUACUUAAGUCAUGACUCUUCCACGAUUUCUCAAAACGUUCAUCAGGAAUACAUGACUAACACUUCUGAACAAUUUUAAAGUGAAAUAACUUGAUCAGUAAAAAUAAUCUAUGAUUCUUUUGAACAAAUGACCGACUCUUCGCCAUAUCUAAAAGUAUUACUGUGCCUAAAAAUAAUAAUCAUAUCCUCCCUUGCCUAUGACACCCACGAACACUUGAACUUAUUUCUGUUGCCAAGAUAUUCAAUAUUGUCAAGUUUUCAGUCAUAUUUGUCUCUGCAGCAUCGAUGGAUAUAUGAGCAAUAGAUUGCUGCGCUAGAAACUAACAAAGUGUAUUGAAAGUGUAGUGGAUGACACUCAGUAAUGAGUUAUAUUUAUCGAGAGAUAAAACGUUUGGUAUUUUUUCUCAGCUAUUUAUACUUCGACAUAUCAAGUACCAGUGGACCGGAGAACCUCAUUCAACGAGAUAAGCAAUCCCUUGGGGCAAACCUUUGAAGAUGAACAAAUGCACGAUCCAUUCCCCUUCCCUCAGAGACACAACUUUAAAAGCUUUAAUCAAACCCCCCAGAUUCCAGCGUUUGUAAAGAAGCAGGCAGAACUUUGGGACAGAACCUUGAAACAAACCUUUGAAGAUGAACACAUGCACGAUUCAUUCCCUGUCUCUCAGAGACCCAACUUUCAAAGCUUCAAACAAAACCCCCAGAUUACAGCGUCUGUGAAAAAGCAGACAAAAACUUGGGCCAGAACCUUGGGACAAAACUUAGAAGAAGAACAAGUGCACGAUCGACUAAACGUUCCUCAGAGACAAAAAUUUCAGAGCUUUAAACAUAACCCCCAGAUUCCAGAAUCUGUGAAGAAGCAUGCUAAAAACGAAACAAUAAGGUUCCUUCAAGAGUAUGGUCCGCUAAGUAUUGAACAACUUGUAUACAAUAUCGUGGAGGAAAUAUUGAUUGGGGGCCAGGAGACGACGGACGUAGACGAGGACCAAAAUGAAAACGAUCCAGUGUACCAAGUUAUAGAGGAGUUUUGUGGUGAGCCACCACAGGAGACCACUCAACAUGAUGAUGCAAUAAGUGUGACCCGGGAUCCAGUUUACAGCAUUUUGGAGGAGACUGUUUCUAAUAAGGAGAGCCAAAAGAAUCCUGAAAUUUCUGAUUGUUAAUUAGAUGAAGCGUCAAAGAAGAAAAAGAGGAUACAUUUACAAGAUGUCGAGAAUGAUUUACAUUGAAGACUAUUAAGCACAAAAGAUGCACGUAUUGUCCUGACAAGAUGCUUAACAUAAAAUACGAGUUGCGAUAGGUAGCUUUACAGAAUUCGUUUUGCUUUUGGAGAGCUGAGGACUUGACUAAUUGUUCAAGCGGUGUAGCUGACUACAUAAAAUUGUUUUCGAGUUUGCACAGCCUUACAACAAAGCAAGGUUUCACGCCAAGUAAGGUCAUAUCAAGCAUGCGCUGUAUUUAGUAUCCACUAAACCGCAUGCAAACAGUUGAGCUUGUUAACAAAUACAUUUUUUCGGGGAGGGCCUGACAAAAACCAACCCAAAUCACUUUACGAUAUUAAAAAGUUCGCAAGACCUUAAGCUUGUGUGAACUAGGGAAAGUAAAUUAUUAAGAGUACACUUCGACCGUUCUUCCUAGAGGUAUAACACGCUACCACGGUCAUCUGCGUGAUGCCCGUGCAAAACUUGCCGUUACUUGCACAAUCUUUCCGUUCGACUGCCAGUUAAGCUAGGAAAUCCACUACUGUGAACUAAAAUCUUAAAAUAUGAAUUAAAGUACGUGUAC